Messenger RNA from Limanda limanda (common dab), 2394 nucleotides. RefSeq lists its product as uncharacterized. The coding region runs from base 99 to 1100 and encodes 333 amino acids. Lineage: Eukaryota; Metazoa; Chordata; Actinopteri; Pleuronectiformes; Pleuronectidae. The transcript is spliced from 4 exons. The record is from RefSeq and is a predicted model, not a curated record.
AAGAACUGAAGCAUGAGAUCCUGGAACGACUGGCAGAGAGCAUUUACACAUAUACAGCAUAUCCAGAUAAUGCUCAGUUUGAGAACGUUGCUGCAGCAAUGAUAAACAAGCACCCAUGUCUCCAGGAACGAGGCUCAACCAGUCGCUGUGGUGGUUGGAAAAACAGUCUAAAAUUCAAAAUGGGAAAUUACAGAACAAAGUGCAGAAGAUCCGGAUGCCUUGAUGUUGCUGUGAAUGCAGGUAAACGGGGAGCGCAUUCGGCAGAAGGAGAACCAGCUAAGAAAAAUAUUAAGAAAGCAAAAAAAGGAGAACUCAACUACUUGCCCAACUUUCCAGAGGGAUUUGAUCAGUCAUCCCUUGAGGGUGCCCGCAAAGACUUAGUUGAUGAAAUGCAGAAGAGAGAACCAAAUGGAAAACCUGUGAAACAGAUGAUGGACUUGACAUUUGCUUUGAGAAGAAAAGAGGUGGUGGACUCUGAACCUGCCAUAAGCACGAUGAUGGAACGCUGGCCUGCUCUAUUCAUAGAAGACCAGAUCUACAUGGAGUUCAGAAGGAUUGUGGGAAAGGACCUCAAAAAAGAAUUCUUUGAUGGCAUCGAUCGGCACAGUCCUCGUCUUGUUGAAAUAUUUCGAUGUAAGAGAGGAAUCAUUGGGCAGCAGUUGACUCAGCUAUCACAAGAGACCAAGACUACAGAGCCAACAGAUAUUCGUACAAUGAUGCUCAGAGGCCUUCCCAUCCUUCUUCAGGACAACCCCAACGACUUUUUCAAAGCUUGCUUUGACUCUGAUGAUGAUGAUUCCUACCAACACAUCGACAUUGGGAUCCUUCUUGUUGAGCAGGAAGGUGCAAUGCUGUCAUCUUCCAUGCAUCUCUAUCCAGCAUCUUUGAAGAUAGUCAUUGAGGGAAAAGUGGUGAUGGGGAACAUUGAAGACCUGCCGAGGGCUGUUUGUCUUCUAUUUGGACUUGCAUACGCACUUCACCUCAACUACCCCAAGUCGAUGAAGCACACAUUCCAGUUCAUUCAACAGGUACUUCUAUCGUUGGGCCAGAGUGCGUUAAAACCAAGGUUGCAAACACUGAAAAACCAACUUCAAAUGUAAUGAUCCUAAGUGAAGGUCACUGUGUCAAUGUGGUUUAGGUCAGUUCAUAUUCAAUGGAUGGUCUCAAAAAAGGCCAUGCACCCACAAAAACUCCAAAUCCACAAGUUGCUUUGCCCUUUCUACAUGACUGUAUCUGUAAAAAAAAUUCUGUGUGUAUAUUUCUGACUGUAGUUUUCUAACGAACAUAAAUGAAGAUGUUAGCACUAGAUGUAUAAUAUGUAUAAUUAUAUAUAAAGUUUCGGUCUCAUAUGGACAAAUCCACAAGCUUGGUGUCUGGCUACAUGUGAAUAGCACAUAACAAAACACAAUUUCGCACUCGGACACGCACUUGACCCCAGCUAGUGACAUCAUCACUUUCAGCCAUCUGGUGCUGCUGACUGCAUAGCCAUGAUGACAUAACUAACUCACCUGUGCCCACUGAGGCAGGAAAGCUUUAUAAAAUUGGAAUUUAUAGAAUUAGUUGUCAACUACAACACAAGCUUCAAAUAACUUAAUUCCCCCUCGUCACGAUUGAUAGAGGAAACGUAAAACAGCUUUUUGUUAUUUUGUAUUAUACAAGACUUUAUUUAAGUUUAAUGACAGACAGUCAUGUCCAGCCAUGUGUGUUCCAUGGUACAAUAUGUGUUGUGGUGUAUGCUCAGGACUGAAUAUUGUGUUCACCUGAUUGGAAAAUUGACACGGUUUAUCUGGCCUUCUCCAGUCAGUUUAAGUUUUAGAGGCUUGUAGCCAGUUUAUAUGUCCUGUUGUUUAUACAUACAUCAGAUUGUUAAAUGCUUUGUUUUAUAAUCCCUCUCAAACUAAUUUUUAUUUAGUUUAUUCAAGCUAUUUGAGAACGAUUGUCAUGGGUGGUUUACUUGCCUUAGUUUAUAACAGUACUUCUAGCAACAGUGGAAGAGGCCGAUUACGCUUUGUUGUUUAUUGUUCUAAUAGGUGGACAAAAGUCAAAAAUGUCAACACUGACUCAGUGUUUAUUACUUUGUGGUAUGUAAAAACUGAUAUAAGUAAAACAAAUGUUCAGCCACUUGUAUUGUACAGUGCAAGAUACAGAGGUGUAUGUUUGACUGCAUUUGGUACUCAGUUGAUUUAAUACAAUCUCUAAAACAGUGUUACAUUUUUAUUUCCAGUUUAGUUAAGUCACUGAUGUAUGGGUCAUAAUGUUUACAAGGAUAUAGCAGCUAUUGUUAUACAGUACGUCUGUGAUCCUUCACCAAACAAAGUGUUACAGGCAGUUUUUUUGUAUUACUGUAAUACAUUUGAAAUGUUUUUUCAAGAAUAAAAUACAUUGGAGCAUUUA